CAUCUAUAUUCACAUACCUCCUGAAAACACUCUAGAAAUAAUUUUAUUUAUAUGGAAUAUACUCUAUCUUUAUCUUCUUUCAACACCAUCAUUCUGUCCUCUCAACCUCGUCGAUUAACCAACAAAACAAGUGUGUCGUUUUCGGUACCGAAACGGGGUCGUUUGGUUGCUGUUGCUAGUGCGGCGGGAAACCAUGGUGGUGAGUUUAGUAGUUUGAAUACGCCUAUUGAACCAGUGACCCCGGCAGGACGAUUUUUGUCGGGUGUUUUGUUGAAUGAAAAGAAAUGUUUUCAUGAUGCGGUUGCGGAGACUUUGGAGAAAUUGGUUAAGGAUGUUGAUGAUGCUUUCAUGCGCAGAGCUUUGACUUCUGAUUCCCCUGAUGCUCUUCUUCAUAGGAGGAUUGCAGAGCUAAAGGAACAUGAAUGCAAAACCGCUGUACAAGAUGUUAUGUACAUGUUAAUCUGCUACAAGUUUUCUGACCUUAAUGUCCAUCUAAUUCCACGUCUUUCAAAGUGUAUUUACAACAAUAGACUAGAAGUCUUGCCAUCAAAGGACUGGGAACUUGAGUCAAUCCAUAAUUUUGAGAUCCUGGAAAUGAUAAGGAACCACCUAACAUCUGUUAUUGGAUGGAGAUCAGAUUUUAGUGUCACUGACAAUUGGGCUACAACCAAAAUCAAUCGUCGUGAUCUUUGCCAAAUCUAUACCUCAUCAAUACUCUUUGGCUAUUUUCUCAAAUCUGCCGCUCUAAGACACAAGCUAGAAAUGAGUCUUGUUGACCCCGUUGAUGACAUGAUUUUUAAACAAUUCAGAAGAAAGAAUUUGGUCUUUGGUGGCACUUACAACCCGAUAUCUACAUCACAGUUUGAUGGUAAAAAGAAACGGGAGAAAUUGAGUUCAUAUUUAAUGGGGUUUGCCCCUGAAUCACUAGUGAAAUGUGCUCAACCGAAUUCUAAAGAAGCUUUAAAUCUAAUAGCAAAGCAUAGUUUUGCACUUUUUGGUGACAUGGAGUCUGAUGAAGUAAUAUCUACAUCUUUUGCAACCCUGAAGAGAUUUGUUUUGGAGGCGGUUGCUUUUGGGUCGUUUCUUUGGGAUACAGAAGAAUAUGUCAAGACAGUAUAUACCCUCGAGGAGAUCAACUAAUUACAUGAAGCAAGAAGUAGCAGAAAACUUAUGGUUUUGUAAGGCCUAUGAACUUGUCUAUAGUAGUGUUUAUGGUCCAUCUGGUUUAGCUUUAUUCUGUAAAUAGGCAUGUUAACUUGUGGUACAUAUCUGUUUAAACCUGAUACUGGUAUUUUUGGGUAUUUAACGUCUCUUAGCUUUCUGUUUCUA
Molecule: messenger RNA, 1329 nt
Organism: Erigeron canadensis
Lineage: Eukaryota; Viridiplantae; Streptophyta; Magnoliopsida; Asterales; Asteraceae
Product: UV-B-induced protein At3g17800, chloroplastic
Exons: 2
Coding region: 52-1140 (362 amino acids)
Source: RefSeq, a predicted model, not a curated record